Molecule: messenger RNA, 1460 nt
Organism: Brassica oleracea var. oleracea
Lineage: Eukaryota; Viridiplantae; Streptophyta; Magnoliopsida; Brassicales; Brassicaceae
Product: VAN3-binding protein
Exons: 6
Coding region: 193-1410 (405 amino acids)
Biological process (GO): auxin-activated signaling pathway; leaf vascular tissue pattern formation; phloem or xylem histogenesis
Source: RefSeq, a predicted model, not a curated record
UCUAUGGACUGCGUUCAAAGCACAAAUACUUGGUUCUGUGAACCCUAUGUCUACACCUCUCUUUCUCAUCACCUAUAUAAGUAACAUGGAGCUUCAUUGAUGUACAUAGUAUUUUCUGACUGAGUUUGAACAUUAUCUCUAAAACUUCUACAAUCAUUUUGUUUUUUUUUGUUUUGCAAAUUUGAGGAGAACAUGGAAGGAAGGUCCUAUUCAGAUUGGAAUGAGAGUUCUUCAUCGCUAUUUGGAUCAGAGAAUCUGGAGGAAGAGUUAGGAGUGGUAACUGUGAGAGCUGAAGAGGUUUUCUCUCGGAUUCCUCAACCUCAGACACCAAGCGAGUCAAUGAAGUUUCUGUCCAGAUCAUGGAGUCUAUCUGCUUCUGAAAUCUCCAAAGCUCUAGCUCACAAACAGAGACAACAUCAGAGUCUGUCUACUGUUUCCCAUUACAGUCCUAAUGUCUUCUUCCAAGAUUCUGCGGCAAACCCACUCAUGGCAGGGAAGAUCAUGAACUCAAGUGGCAAAGGCAAAUCAGGGAAGUUAUCAAAGUGGUUUCACCAAAAGCAACACACCAACCCAAACACCAUGAGGAAUCCGAAGAGGAAAGACAAAGCGCGUGUGGAGAGAGCCCGUGUCCACUCAGGUGUGUCCAUCGCAGCUCUGGCAGCUGGGUUAGCGUCUGUGACAUCCGAGGGAAGCUGCAGUCAAGGGUCAGGCUCCAUGAUGACGCUGGCUCUAGCCUCAGCUACGGAGCUACUAGCUUCGCAUUGCAUUGAGAUGGCUGAGCGAGCAGGUGCUGAUCGUGAAUGUGUUGCUGCUGCGGUUAGGUCUUCAAUUGAUAUCCACAAACCUAGUGAUCUCACCACUCUCACAGCCGCAGCUGCAACUGCUUUGAGAGGAGAAGCGGCUUUGAAGGUGAGGCAGCCGAAGGAAGCAAGGAAGAACGCGACGAUCACACCUUGUGAGAGGAGCUUCUCUGACUCUAACUGGACUGCAAAUUGUCAGUUUAGAUUGGAUGAACCAAAUCUUCCUUUAGAGGGUGAUUUGGUACAAUGUGCACAAAACGGAGGACAUCGACUUAAGCGAGUUUGUGUCUAUAUCAACAACAAGUCUCAGGUAAUGAUCAAACUCAAAAGCAAACACAUUGGAGGGACAUUCUCCAAGAAGAUCAAAUGCGUUGUUUAUGGAGUCUGCGACGAGAUAUCUGCAUGGCCUUACAGUAAAGAUAAUGAAAACUCAGAAGAUGUCUACUUUGGUCUUAAAACUGGACAGGGUCUUUUGGAGUUCAAGUGCAAGAGUAAGAUUCAGAAGCAGAGAUGGGUUGCUGGGAUUCAGUCUACUCUCCGCCAAGUAACUUGUCUCGAGGCUGACAAAUGCUGUCUCGAAUCUUUGAGCCUCAGUGAUCGUAUGCGAUAGAGAAUCCUGUAAAUAACUUGUUCACAGUAACUGCAAGUGAAUCAGAAAUC